Messenger RNA from Zychaea mexicana, 941 nucleotides. RefSeq lists its product as uncharacterized. The record is from RefSeq and is a predicted model, not a curated record. NCBI's taxonomy places the organism in Eukaryota, Fungi, Mucoromycota, Mucoromycetes, Mucorales, Lichtheimiaceae. The transcript has a single exon. The coding region runs from base 273 to 566 and encodes 97 amino acids.
AGCAUCUGUUUAUUUUUGUGUAACUAUUUGGUUUAUUUGAGGAAAAAUGGAGUGUCGAGUCAUUUUUUUGGAGUGUCCCUAGUAAUACCCAAAAAGAAAAAAGGCUUUUUCAUCUUGUUGCUGUGACGCCUUUACAAAUUUGAUUUCACCCGAAACCAAUCGUCUCUCUAUUUCGGCUCGUUCAUGCUGGAGUAAAGGGCUGGGAUGAUUACGUUCGGUUCCCUCAGGCCAGCCUAGCAUGACAAUAUCGGCAUACAUUUGUUUGUCUUGCCAUGGCAUUCUUGCUCCUUCAGCAAUUACUUUUUGGUAAUUUGCCAAAACCGCUUGUCCUAACGCGAAUAUUAUUAGAAAUAGUACCUAUACGUCGAAAAAUCCAUCGCCAUCAACACUUCUUGUUUUUCCAAACUACAUACUAUACUUGUUUGAAAUCAAUUUCCUCAGGUUCUGUUCUUCACAUGCUGAAGUGUUGCUGGGGACAUCGCAGUAUGCGUUUCAUAGGCGGCGAAGGAACGCGUGUGGUGACAGAUGAAAAGAGGAGGUGGUUGUUGUCGGUAGAUGAAUUGUGAGACGCAGCUGCAAUGAUAUCAGUAAUCAUAUAUUUACAACACAAUAAAAACAGUGAGACAAAAUUUGAGCUUACUAAAUUGUUUGUUGUAUUGGAGCAUCUCAUUUUUGUAAUGAAGGCCAAACGUUCUUCCAUUUACAUCAACUGCACCUGCUUGCAACAACUUACAAAAGUGUAGUCCACCAUCUAUGUUUUGUUCGUCAGAAAGCAUUGUACAUUGAAAGAAAGUUAUUAGAAGCAAUUGCCCAAUAUAGAUGGUUUGGAUAAGGUGGUUGAAAGAGAAAGAGUAGCAUUGACGGUUAAUGUGAAACGAGUGGUCUAGAGCAAAAGCAAGAAUGGAGCAGUCUUUACGAUGGCUGUCUGAAGGCAAAUAUGC